GAAAGGGGCCAAGCACGGGUCGCAGCAGGGGGCAGCUCCCGUGUCAGGCUCCCGGCUGCGACCCGUGCUCGUAAGUGGAAAAGGGGUAUUAUUGACACCUUAACCUCUCACUGGUGUGAUGCCUUAGAUCGGUUGUGCCAACCUGGGGGGUUCCAUGCCCUGGAUUUGAACCUUAGUGUCAGGGACAGUGCCGGCGCUAGCCGCUCAGCAAAGCCUGCAAAGCAGGGAGGCGCUGCACUCAUGAGGCGCUCUCCCUGCUCUGCUACUACCCCUUGCCUGCACCUGUCAUACUGACAGGCAGCAGCGGCGCCGGCAUAUACAGAAGCUCUUUAUUGUUCUGUCUUAUCAUGGACCUCCCCUCUUCCUCUCGUCAGGCUCCUCCCCGCACCUUCUGCAAAGCUGAGUAACAGGCAGGCAGCAGUGUAGCCCCCACCCCCUUCCCUCCCCUUGUCAGUAUAGACACAGCAGUGCCCGCCCCCUCCCUUAUCCCCCUUCUCUCGCCUCCCAUCAAUGUAAUGUUUGUGUCCCGGGCACUUUAUUUUUGUGUCACGGGCACUUUUAAUAUGCUGGCUCCUGCUUCCUGACAUUAGGCAGGAACAGGAAGUCAUGUGACUGCACGACUGGAGGAGCCUUCAGACGUGAGAGGAGCAGCCCAGCCCAUCUAGCAGCCUGCCAUGCCAUACAGAGAAGCAGAAACUCAGCCCCUGACAAUGGCCUCUGUGAAGGCAUCAACAGCCUCCGAUAAUUUCCAGGAGUUUUCCAGCUUCUUUGAGAAGGUAGUGCUGGACCUGACAGCGGAGGAAUGUGGACACCCAGAGAUUGGGGUUGCCAUCUCACGCUUGCGAGAGGUCCUGGAGUACAAUGCCCCUGGAGGAAAGUAUAUUCGAGGUAUCACUGUAUUGGCCUCUGUCCGGGAGCUGUUGCCACUGACCCUGCAGGAUGAGGAGACCAUAGAGAGGGCCCUGGUGGUGGGCUGGUGUGUGGAGCUGCUGUCGCUCUUCUUCCUAGUGUAUGAUGACAUUAUGGAUAAGUCUGAGACCCGUCGUGGGAAGACUUGCUGGUACAAGAAGGAGGGCAUUGGACUUGACGCUAUCAAUGACUCGUUCCUGCUUGAAUCAUGUGUAUAUCGGCUCCUGAGGAAACACUGCCGAGGACAGCCCUAUUACCUGAACCUGCUGGAACUGUUUCUGGAGAUCUCCUACCAGACUGAGCUGGGGCAGACACUAGAUCUAAUCUUCUCUCAGCUAGGGAAGGUGGAUCUAGCCCAGUACACAGAGACCAGGUAUAAAUCCAUUGCAAAAUACAAGACAACUUUCUUUUGCUUCCACCUGCCCAUCGCUGCUGCCAUGUUUAUGGCUGGAAUAGACCAGGAGGAAGAUCACAGAAAUGCCAAAACAAUCCUGCUGGAAAUGGGGGAGGUAUACCAGGUGCAGAAUGACUACCUGGACUGUUACGGAGACCCCAGCAUAACAGGGAAGAUCGGAACUGACAUCCAGGAAAAGAAGUGUACGUGGCUGGUGUUAGAGGCACUAAAGAGGGUGACCCCUGAGCAAAGGAAAAUCCUAGAGGAGAACUAUGGCCAUGAUGAUGUGGACAAGGUGCAGAAGGUAAAGCAGCUGUAUGAGGAUCUAGGUCUGCCUGCUUUGUACAGACAAUAUGAGGAGGAGAGUUACCAGAGACUGCAGAUUCUCAUCUCCCAGCAUGCAAAUGGGCUGCCAAAGGAGAUCUUCCUGGGCCUGGCACGCAAGAUUUACAAGAGACAGAAAUAAGUGUUUGCUAACUGGAUAUGUGGGGCUGACGUUGAUUCCCGGCACAUAGGAUGUAGCUCCGUGUUCUGAUCCUUCUCCCUUGCUGUACAAAUUCAAGUACAGGAACAGAGCCUGCCCUCUCUCCAUACAUACAAUGUUACCAGGGCUCCCCCUACUGCCUAGUAGUAGGAUUAGAUGUUCUCAGUGCCACCUACAGAUUGUCUUUUAUUACCUUAUUACUCUGCCCUAAUUGGUGAUAAUAUGAUGGUACCCCUUACAUGCUGUCUGAGAAUCUCUGCACCUGGGAGCCUCUAGUCCCUCAUUCUGGGGGCAUUAAUGAGAUAGAAUAAAAUAAUUGUAUUUAAAAUUAAAUGCAGGCUGAGUAUUCAUGUACUUUAUAGUAUAUGAAUGAUCACCUGUUAUUUGUUUGA
This is a messenger RNA of Pseudophryne corroboree (corroboree frog), 2179 nucleotides long. Its product is annotated as farnesyl pyrophosphate synthase-like. Gene Ontology annotation, cellular component: cytoplasm. Lineage: Eukaryota; Metazoa; Chordata; Amphibia; Anura; Myobatrachidae. Bases 675 to 1769 code for a protein of 364 amino acids. The record is from RefSeq and is a predicted model, not a curated record. The transcript has 10 exons. Gene Ontology annotation, molecular function: dimethylallyltranstransferase activity; (2E,6E)-farnesyl diphosphate synthase activity. Gene Ontology annotation, biological process: trans, trans-farnesyl diphosphate biosynthetic process.